AUGAUUUCCGUUAUAUUGAACUUGAAAUGGAUCAAUGGAGGUUCGACAACAGAAAUUCCCGAAUUUUCAGAGGAUAUGAAUGGAAAUUUCACAUACGAUGAGCAUUUUGAAGCAGAGUUCUAUGGAAAUUUGAUUCAAUGUGUUAUCUACUUCCAUAUCCUGCCCAUAAUCAGUACUUGUAUGAUUGGUUUAACAGUUCACAACUUCUUUAAAAGAAGAACCCAAAUGAAAAUGGACGACCAUUGUUAUCGAGUCCAUUCCAAUGGGGUCUGUGACUAUUGUGAAAGUAUCGAAUUCAAUGAAAAACGAAAUUUGAAUAAAUAUUAUAAUGGACAAAAGAAAGGAUUCAGUUUUAAAUUAAAGAGCAAGAUUUCCGCUCCAAGUGCUCCGAAACAAUACGGUUGGGUAGAUGAAAUAGAAAAGGAAAACGACGGAAAAGGAUCUGAAAAUCUGAAUAAAGAUGGGAAAGUGAUUGAGAAACUGAAGAAGAAAAAAGAAAGGACUCAAACGGCGUUAUCCAUCGAUACAACUGCAGAGGAAACGGAAACAAUUGAUGAUCGAGAGGAUGAUUCGAAGGCUGUGAGUCGAGGAACCAUUCAUUUUAAAACUCAAUUCAUCACUGACGGAGAUAUUAUGAUAGAGGAAACAGAUGAAAAACCAGUGAAACUUAAAAAAGUGACAUUUGAUGAAAAUCCGAUAGAGUUCUAUGAAAUUGGAUUGGAGCAACGGUCUGGUGACAGGAUUAUUCGUAUUGCUGAUGUUGGAAAUGGUCUUAACACUGGCCACGAUUAUUAUCUUCUGCUGUUUUGA
Caenorhabditis briggsae is the source of this 810-nucleotide messenger RNA. The transcript is spliced from 5 exons. NCBI's taxonomy places the organism in Eukaryota, Metazoa, Nematoda, Chromadorea, Rhabditida, Rhabditidae. The record is from RefSeq and is a predicted model, not a curated record. Bases 1 to 810 code for a protein of 269 amino acids.